UCCAUAGCUUUGCUAAGAGUGCUGUUCUCUGGUCAACGGGACUGCAGAAUACAGAGUCUUUUGGCACAAGAGAUCCCAAACUGCAGCAGUCCCUUCACCAGGGUCUUUACGUCAGCCUCUGCCGUCUGUUUUCAGUUAUUCAGAUCUCCUCUGAGUUGUAUAUUACUGGACUUUGCCUUGAAAAUGGGGAUACGAGAUUAUAAAUUGAUUUAUCUUAUGACACUGGCUUUGCUUUUGAGCGCUUGUGCUUCAGAAGCAAAAGAAGGAAGCCUAGAUGAGAACGGGGAGAGUUUUGAACAAGAUGAUUUACAAUCAAUCACACAGCAAGAAGUAGUUGAUCCUGUGGAUGAAGAUGAAGAUAAAGGAUCCAUGGACACGCAAACUACAAGUCCUUUGCCCUUCACAGAGCUGGCCAAUUCCUCACUGGCUGAAAAUGGAAACAGCACUGAUGUGACUGGUGAACAGGUUCCUAAUGGCGAUCCAACAAAAAGGAGCAUCACAAAAAUCCACAAUCCUUUAUUUCCCUUCACUGACAGCUCUUACAGCGCUUAUGGGAUUCUCUUUCUGGCUUUUGUGGUGUUUGCCUUCGGCGUCGUGGGUAAUCUGGCGGUAAUGUGCAUCGUUUGGCAAAAUUACUUCAUGAGGAGCGCAUGGAACUACUUUCUUGCAAGUCUGGCUUUUUGGGAUUUUCUGGUGUUGUGCUUCUGUCUGCCUGUGGUGGUCUUUAACGAACUCACCAAUAAGAGACUGCUGGGGGAUUUCUCCUGCAGAGUUGUGCCUUACAUAGAGGUAACCUCUCUUGGCGUGACAACCUUCAGUUUGUGUGCUUUGGGCAUUGACCGCUUCCACGCUGCCACGAGCUCCAUGCCAAAGGCCCGACGAGUUGAGCGCUGUCAGAAGGUUCUGGCCAAGCUGGCAGUGGUGUGGAUUGGCUCCAUGGUGCUAGCAGCUCCUGAGCUGCUCCUGUGGCAGCUGCAUGAGGUGACACCACCUGGUGUGAGUGACCAAGUGGACACCUGCAUCAUGAGUCCAUAUCCAGAUCUCCCCGAAUCCAUCUAUUCUCUUAUUAUCAACUACCAUGACGCACGCAUGUGGUGGUACUUUGGCUGUUACUUCUGUCUACCCGUUGUCUUCACCCUGCUCUGUCAGCUGGCCACCUGCCACGUAUCCGGCGGGAGCGGAAGUUCUCCCAAGCGGCCUGAGGAGCGAUCUCCAUCCAAAAAACAAAAGCUUCAGCAUGCUCAGCAAGUCGAACGGCAGCUCAACUGCACUGUCAUGGCUCUAGCGGUGGUCUAUGGUGUCUGCACGCUGCCGGAGAACGUUUGUAACCUGACUUUGGCGUACGCUCCCAUCCAGGUGUCUGAGGAGGUCACUUCUCUUUUGGCCCUCAUAAACCAGUUCUUUCUGUUCUUUAAGUCAUCCGUGACACCUGUGCUGCUGCUUUGCCUGUGCAAGUCUCUGGGCCAGGCCUUCAUGGACUGUUGCUGCUGCUGCUGUGAAGAAUGCCAACCAAGCAACUCUUCAUCCACCCAAAAUGUCGCUGAAGGCAAGCUCAAGACCACUAAUGAUGUGUCCUCCAUUUUUUUUGACAAAGCCAAGGACAGUUCAACCAUCUUGUCAAUUGGCAGCUGAGUAGGCAGAUCCCAUCCUUAUGUGAUGACAUCAUGAGAUGACAUGGAACCUACAACCUACCUUCACCCAAUCAUCUACAAGUGGCCAUCUUUACAUGUCCAGUUCUUGCUGUUAUGUUGGAGCAAGUUAGCAUUAUUCAACAAGCCUGAGGCCAAUUUGCAAUUUUGGUGGAAACUUUUAGUUAAUAUCUAAAGAUCUAAGUUUGGCAUCUGAAGUCUAAUUCACUAUAAAUUAUGUUAAUAAAUCAUUCCAUAAUAUCUCAGGAUGGCUCAAUGUACCUAUAAAGUCUUAAAAGGAUAAUUCAUCCAAUAAUUUACUCACCCUCAUGUCAUUUCAAACCAUUGACUUUUUGACAUCUGUAGAACACAAAAGAAGAUAUUUUGUAAGAUGUCUCCAUGUUUAUGUCCAUACAAUGGAAGCCAGUGGCGUCCAGUGUUGUUUUGGACCCCAGUGACUUUCAUUGUAUGGACAAAACAAUUCUUAUAUUUAGAGGUUCAAGCGCAUAGCACGGAAACCCUAUUGUAAUUGUUAGGAUGGCAAAGGAUCAGCAUUCUCCACCUAAAAUUGAUUGGGCAGACCAAACCGUAAGUUGUAGAGACAUGAAACUUGGACGUAUGGUAGUACUCAUACCAUCUACAACGUCACCAAGGCUCGCCCCAUUUGGCCUAAUGGUGGCGCUACAGCGAUCAAAAGUGCAAAAUCGCUUAUAACUCCUAAACCAUUGGUCGCAGACUUAAUGCCUUAUAUCUUUGGAAUCCUUGGCUCACAAUGGACAAAACAGGCGAAUUUUUUAAGUAUUUUAAAAUUUUUGAAAAACCUACUUUUGCAAACUAGUCCUAGGUUUUUCGCCCAAUCCGAACCAAACCAGUGCAGAAAGAUUCUCUGGAGAGUGAAUAUCAACAACUAUCAAAAAAAGUUGAACUUUCAACUCACUGUUGCAAUGGGACACCAAAAAGUUCAUAAGGGGCAGAGCCACUUUUACUAAAAUGCCUACAACUCUUCAAUGGAAAGAGAUAUUUUUGCCAAACUCUGAACACGUAUGUAUGAGUUUGGCAACUAGGUGGUACUACAACAGGGAAACAAACUUAAGCUAUAACUACUCACCCAUUCGGAUCGAAGGAUCAACUUAAAAAUUAGUGUGCCAUGUUUUUAUUCAAAGUGCCGCAGGUGUCUAUGAAGACAUUUGCGAAUCUCAAAAAACAUGGCUGGCAUGGGCCAAUGAAUUUUGAGCACCUAUUAAACAAGGUUAAUGGAGAACAAAAUCAGUGGGCAUGUUCAACUCAUGGGCAUAGAGGUCUUUAAGAAAUUGUCCACUAGGGGGCGCUAACAAAUUUUACACCUCUGUAAUCACGUGGUGUUUUACACAUCCACACAAUAUUCACGCAAUAUUUAAUUAACAGAUCUCCUUGUACUGAGCACCUUUACCUUAAGAACCACUGCUGUCAAUCAAAUCAUUCAUUAAACAUUCUUGAUUAUGCAAAAAAACUACUUUUGCGAACUAGUCCUAGCACCUCAGCACAAUUCUCUGUACUCUCUAGAUUAAUAAUUAAGAAAAAAAUUUAACUUUACCCUUAGGGUGGCUAUAACGGGGUCAUUUAGAAAAGGGGCGUGUCCAAAUAUACCCAAAAGCCUAUAAAUCCUAAAUGAAAACUCAAAACUUCACAAAACUAGGUGAGUACAUGCAACAAUCUGAACAGAUUCUCUACAAGCAAGUUUUAUGGAGAUCAGACCAUAGGUGACGCUAUAACAAUCAUACACAUUAAAAAUCAUAAUAUUUCUAUGGUAAAUUACUCAAAAGUGUUUUUUAAUCCCUGAUUUAGGUAGUUACAAACUUGCUAAAUAAUACGUAAUGUAGUUUUUAUAUGUGCUUAAAUGUCUUAAAGAGUUUGAACCUUGAUAAUCACUGCUUGCAGCUAUAUUCUCUUUUGUGUUCUGCAGAAGAAAGGAAGUCAUACAGGUUUGGAACAACAUGAGGCAAGUAAAUAAUGCCAGACUUUUGAUUAUUGCGUGAACUAUCCCUUUAAUAUAUGACCAGGGUCUCAACUCAAGUCACUGUAAUUUUGACUUCAAAUGUCCCACAUACAUACUUCUACUUUUCUGUACAGACAAUUAUAAAUUUUACACAUAGCUCCGAGUGUAUCAAUAUUUAGCUAAACACUCUGUGAGAUCAGAAAUGCAGUGAAUACUACCAGAUCACAAAUAACUCAUCAUCUUGUUCAUAUAAUAGGAAAACUUGCGAAACAAGAAUGUAAGGAGUAUUUGUCUGUUACUCAGGCAAAUGUUAUUUAUCACUAAUUCGAAUUAAUGCCACUUUUUUCAUAACCACUGAACAUUCGUCUACACUGUGUAUUGUCAACUUCUGUAUAUAAGCACUCAACUGUAUUAGAAUGUAAAUAGAUCAUUUUUGGAAGCAAACUCCCUGAGCAAACUAGCUUUUGAAGCCCCUUCGUGUAGUACGGUAAGACAAAAAGACAGAAAUUGAAUGGUGUACCUCCUCAAGGGACUAUUGUAACUUUUGCACAUAGCUGCUUUCAUAAGCAAAAGUCCAGUUUAGUGAACAGUUUAUAAAACUCUAUUCAAUAAAUGCCUUUAAAUAAUUUA
This is a messenger RNA of Labeo rohita (rohu), 4233 nucleotides long. It is a transcript of the gene gpr37l1b, whose product is annotated as G protein-coupled receptor 37 like 1b. The transcript has 2 exons. NCBI's taxonomy places the organism in Eukaryota, Metazoa, Chordata, Actinopteri, Cypriniformes, Cyprinidae. Bases 184 to 1632 code for a protein of 482 amino acids. The record is from RefSeq and is a predicted model, not a curated record. Gene Ontology annotation, molecular function: G protein-coupled peptide receptor activity. Gene Ontology annotation, cellular component: plasma membrane; signaling receptor complex. Gene Ontology annotation, biological process: positive regulation of MAPK cascade; adenylate cyclase-inhibiting G protein-coupled receptor signaling pathway.